Benincasa hispida (wax gourd) is the source of this 1109-nucleotide messenger RNA. RefSeq names its product PLASMODESMATA CALLOSE-BINDING PROTEIN 1-like. The record is from RefSeq and is a predicted model, not a curated record. NCBI's taxonomy places the organism in Eukaryota, Viridiplantae, Streptophyta, Magnoliopsida, Cucurbitales, Cucurbitaceae.
UAUAGAACAUACCCCUUCACUUCAGGGUUUUUUACAUUUCCACUCUCUUAAACACUCUCUCCUCCCCCUUUUCUUUCCACCCUUCUCUCUUUCCGUGUGUGGUAGUGAGAGCUUUCUUCUGGCCACUAUCUGAUAUGAGCUUUGUAAUCAUGUCUUGGGUUAUGCCUCUUUUAGCCAUUGGGCUCCUUAUUCUGGCCAUGACUGGCCAUUCAAGUGCAACAUGGUGCGUUUGCAAGGAUGAAGUGGGUGAUACUGCUCUCCAGAAAACACUGGACUUUGCUUGUGGAGCUGGAGCUGACUGUAUCCCUAUUCAUCAAAAUGGAGGCUGUUUCCUUCCCAACACUGUCAAGGCUCAUUGUUCCUUUGCUGCUAAUAGCUACUUUCAAAGGAAGGGUCAAGCUCCAGGUUCCUGUGAUUUUUCUGGCACAGCAAUGGUCACCACUUCUGACCCCAGCAUCUCAGGCUGCGUUUAUCCUUCCAGCGCCAGCCCUGUAAACAGUGGCACUAUACCAGUAACUGGGACUCCAACCACCACCAACCCAGGCACUGGAUUGACUCCCACAACCAACACUCCAUUUGGUUCUUCAACGCCCACCGGCGUCCUCGGUGGGAAUGGGUUUGGUAGUGGCAACAACGGUCUAGGACCAUCGGGGGUGGGCGGGAUGAACACCGACUACAGCGACAGCGGAUCGAGACUCGAACUCACUCUAAUUGCCAAUGUACUUGCUUUUUUAUUCACUCUCUUGUUAUGUGGGCAUAUGGCUUGAUGGCAGUUUUCUUUUAUUUUUGGAAUAGUUGUGGUUAUGGUUGGUGAAGGGGUCAGAUUGGAUUCCAAAAUGCAAGGUGGCUAGCAUGUGAUGUUCCUGUUCUUGAUGUACUGGUUUUACUCUUAGACAGCUUUGUUUUGUUUGUUUGUUCUUUCCCCCACUCUCUUUACUCUUUCCCAUUUGGUACCAUAAAGAGAGAGAGAAGAAAAAAAGAAGUUGGGCUCCUAAUUCCUUUUUGUAUGGAUUUUUCAUGCUCUAGUGGGACCCCAUAGACUAUUCUUUUUCUUCUCUCUUUGUAUAUGCUAACUUUACCGGAUCUAAAAUGGCCAUGUUCAUUCAACA